Molecule: messenger RNA, 1709 nt
Organism: Lineus longissimus
Lineage: Eukaryota; Metazoa; Nemertea; Pilidiophora; Heteronemertea; Lineidae
Product: leucine-rich repeat-containing protein 58-like
Exons: 4
Coding region: 81-1193 (370 amino acids)
Biological process (GO): signal transduction
Molecular function (GO): protein binding
Source: RefSeq, a predicted model, not a curated record
UGGACAGUUCGUGAUCAGAAACAAUGCAAAUGUUGAAGCAGUCCUGACAUAAAACUGUUUAUUUCUCCACCAGCAAGGCAAUGACUAGCAAUUUGUUCACGGCAUUAGGGCUGAGUGGAACUCGAGGCGGGAAUAUGGAGGCUGAUUUCGAGGAGGAGGAAUUGGAUGGCUCAGAUUCUGAGGACCUUUCCUAUGGUGCCCUCAACUCGUUUCCAAAUUUUCUCCAACCCAGAGCUGACUCUUUGAAAAUUCUCAAAAUGGAUCACAAUUAUCUGACUCUUUUGCCUGGCAUUAUUGGCACAUUUAAAAACCUUAAGCAUUUAGACAUUAGUAACAAUGAUAUCGGUUUGCUCAGUAAUGAAAUAGUGAGACUACGUAAUCUGAAAACGUUGAUAGCAAAAAACAAUAAUUUGGAUAAUGAUUCAAUACCAAAAGACUUGGGACAGAUGGAACUGAUGUCUAUCAAUUUGAGUGGAAAUAAUUUAGUCGAUUUUCCUCCACAAUUCACGGAAAUAUCAACGUUAAGACGAUUAUUUCUCGGAGGAAAUCAAAUACGUCAGUUGCCUAGUCAAGUACAACACAUGUAUAGAUUAGAAGUCCUCUAUCUCGGGGGAAACAAACUAACUGAGAUCCCCGCUGAGAUGGGUUACCUCCAAAACCUCACUUGUCUGACUCUGUGUGAUAACCAGCUGGAAAGUCUACCGCCAACGCUGACCCAUCUCCGCAAACUCCAGUCGCUCAGUCUCCACAACAAUCAGCUACAGACACUACCUCCUGAAUUAGUCACGUUGAAUUUAUAUGAACUCAGUUUGAGGAAUAACCCACUUGUUGUGAGAUUCGUGCGUGAUUUCAUCUACGACCCGCCAUCGUUGUUAGAGCUCGCAGGCCGAGUCAUCAAAGUCAAGAACAUCCAAUACUCGGCUCAGGAUCUUCCCAGAAGUCUUGUACAGUACUUGACGUCAGCGCAUCACUGUGUCAACCCAAGGUGCAAAGGUGUUUACUUCUCAUCACGGGUGGAACACAUCAAAUUUGUUGAUUUCUGCGGCAAAUACCGUCUUCCGUUGCUGGAGUAUCUCUGCUCACCAAAUUGCACUGCCUCCAACCCGUCGAUUCUGGCCAGUUCCAGUGCUAGCGGUUCGGAGAGCGACACUGACGAUGAAGCAAAGAGGAUGCAAAAAGUUUUACUCGGUUGAAAUCUGCAGUCCUUAUAGACAAUUCAUCGAUGAUACUGCAUGUGUCACAAACACUCAUAGACUCAGGUGCUGUCAUAGGCUGUCUGGUGUAAACAUAAAGUACAUGGAUUUGACCAUAACAAUCGACUUUGCCCACAAGCUCACCCUCAGGUGGAAGCUUCAUGAAAUGCACAGUGCUUUGUAUGGACUCAUUGCUUUAGUUGUCCUGGACACCAGUAAUAUCAUAUCGGCUAUAGUUGAUAGAAAACUCAUUGGUAUUUUCAGUGGCAGUGGAGAGUAAUUUCAAGUGAAAGAAGUACCUUUCAUCCGUCACAAACAUCUAGGACAAAGGAUUCAUUGAGUUUACUGCAGUCUGUAGCCGAUAUGAUGCACAAGUUUGUUGAUAAGCUUUGAAGAGGAGAAUAUGACCAAUGACCCUUCCUAUAUGAGGCUGUUGUGUCUUGUAAUGAUAUUCAUUCAUGUGCUCACAAUAUCCAAAUAAAGUCUGGGUUGUUCAGCCUAAGAAUCCUUAUAAUU